UUUUAUCACCCCCUCUGUCUAGGGUUUGUUGCUCUGACAACCUCUCGCUCCCUGUCCCUUCUUCAUUUUCUACAUUUUUGUUUUCUCUUCUCUCUUUCUCUAUUUGCAAAUUUUAGCUUUUCUCUUUUCAUUUUUGAGUUUCUGGGUUUUGUUCUUUGAGAGCAAAAUCUUCUCUCCUUUUCUCUGUUUUUUUUCGUCUCAGUAAAUGAGAAAGGUUUAUGAUUGUUAAGUUGGUUUUUCUUUGCCCAUCAAGCUUUGAAUAGGUUUUCUUUUUCUUUUCACUUUAUCAUUCUGUUUGAACCAAAUAUAUCUGUAGAGUUGCUUCAUGGGUGUAAUGGAUCUGAGAGCAAAGAAAUCAUGGAGUGAAGAUAUGAUGAGUGAGAGCAACAAGAAGUUUUGUACUGAUUGCAAAACCACAAAAACCCCUCUUUGGAGAGGUGGCCCUGCUGGCCCCAAGUCACUGUGCAAUGCAUGUGGAAUCAGAUACAGGAAAAAAAGGAGAGCAAUGUUGGGUUUGAACAAAGGAAUAGAGAAGAAGAAGAAGGAGAUAUCACAUUCACCAUCAUCAGAUAGUAGCAGCUCUAGUGCUCCAACAAAUGAUGGUGGUGGUGAGAAUCUGAGUGCCAACUUAAAUGGAUUGAGCGAGAGUGUGAAGAUGAGAUUAUUUGCUUUGGGCAGUGAAGUUUUGUUGCAAACCUCAUCGUCUUUAUCUGGGGUGGUAAAGAAACAAAGGUGCCAAAGGAGAAGGAAGUUGGGAGAGGAAGAACAAGCUGCAAUUUCUCUGAUGGCAUUGUCGUGUGACACAGUUUUUGCGUAAAAUAUGAAACAGAUAGACAAAACAAAACAAACGAAAUGGGGGUUUCAAAAAGGAGGGGGGGAAAACACUAACCGAAAAAGCUGUUUCUUCAUUUUGUCUUUUUUUUGCCUGGGAUUUUCCUUAUUAGUGAAAUGAAAAAAACCCAUGUUAUUGACUGCUGCUGCUUCUUUUUUUUUUUUUUUUACGUAAGAGAGAGUUGAGGGAAGUAAUGUUUUUUGGGAUGGCUGAUGAUGGUUCAAUCAUAAUGUAAAUAGUAGAUCGAGAAUCAAUGAGAAUGAGAAUUUAAUCUUUGGUUAUUCAUACCUUAUGCAAACAAA
Messenger RNA from Gossypium raimondii (Peruvian cotton), 1134 nucleotides. Its product is annotated as GATA transcription factor 15. Gene Ontology annotation, biological process: regulation of DNA-templated transcription. Bases 326 to 817 code for a protein of 163 amino acids. Gene Ontology annotation, molecular function: zinc ion binding; sequence-specific DNA binding. NCBI's taxonomy places the organism in Eukaryota, Viridiplantae, Streptophyta, Magnoliopsida, Malvales, Malvaceae. The transcript has 3 exons. The record is from RefSeq and is a predicted model, not a curated record.